Molecule: messenger RNA, 927 nt
Organism: Prorocentrum cordatum
Lineage: Eukaryota; Dinophyceae; Prorocentrales; Prorocentraceae
Source: the annotation of a GenBank genome assembly
AUGGCUGGGCGGAGCGGGCCGGACGAGAAGCUCAUCGUGGAGGCUGGCGCGGCCGUGGAUAACCUUCUGGCCCCAGACGCGAAGACGGGCGGUGGGCCCACGGAGCAGCCGCGCCCCUGCUGGGCGGCGCGCCCGCGCUCGCUCGCCGCGGCGCUGCUGGCGAGCGCCGUGCUCGCCGCGCUGGCGCUGGCGGCCCCGCGCGCGCUCGCGGAGCGGGGCCGCGCCGCCGAGCGGGCGGCGGCGCUGGGCGCCGCCGUGUCCCUGGCGGACACGUCCGCCGCGAUGCUGGACGCCGUGAACGAGGCGCGCCAGUCGGAAGGCCUUCCAAACCUCUGCUUCAACGAGAAGCUCAACACAGCUGCGCAGCAGCACUCCGACGACAUGAAGCAUCACUUCUUCAUAUCGCACACCGGCACCGACGACAGUUCGCCCGAAGAGCGCGUAGAGCGCGCAGGCUACAAUUGGGCUGCGGUCGCGGAGAACGUGGCCAAGGGACAGGAGACUGUCGCCGUCGUGAUGGCCUCGUGGAUGAACAGCCCAGGGCACAAGGCCAACAUCCUCCACACCGGCAUUACCCACUUUGGUUUCGGAAACAACGGCGUCUAUUGGACGCAAGUUUUCGGCGCCUCCCGCGGCGGUGACGUCUGCAUUGGGGCCGAGUCUUCCGGCGGCGGCCACGACGAUGAUGCGUCGGCGGACUCCGAGGGCGACGCGGGCGGGUCCAGCGGCGAGAGCGAGAACGCCGGCGGCGGCGAGGAGGGCGGCGUGUACCAGUGUUGCAUUUUCGACCACCUCGGGAUCAGCAUCGCGUGCUAUCCGGAGAAGCAGUGGUGGAUGCCCUGGUGUCCCGGCGAGGUGGCGGAGUGGCCGUGGUCGAAGUACUUGCCGUGGAGCGGGGGCGGAGACGAGCAGGAGGAUGCGAGCUGA